Messenger RNA from Marmota flaviventris (yellow-bellied marmot), 1623 nucleotides. Lineage: Eukaryota; Metazoa; Chordata; Mammalia; Rodentia; Sciuridae. The record is from RefSeq and is a predicted model, not a curated record.
AUGCCACGUCAGCGUCGUGGCUGCGUCAAAGACAAGGAGACCUCAGAUGACAGAGCCCUGCCUCCGAAGAGUCCGAGUCCUACCCCAACCAAGCUUUCCAAAAGGAAGGGAAGACUGCUGGCCACAUCUCUACCAGCCUGGAGCAAGGAACCAGUGGUCUUCAAGGAUAUAGCCCUGUACUUCACCCAGAGUGAGUGGAAGCUGCUGCAGCCUGCGCAGAAGGCCCUGUACAAGGAUGUGAUGCUGGAGAACUACAGCAAUUUGGCCUCCCUGGUGGGGUGUCAUUUCUUCAAGCCGACAUUGAUCACCAGGCUGGAGCAGGGCAUCGAUCCGUCCCUGGAGGACAGACCGGCCCCCGGAGGCCCCCCGCGAGAGGAGGACGAGGGAGGCGCUGCCAGCGCGGCCUCGGCAGCACCAGAGAGCGUCUCCGCUGCUGAGAAAGAGCAUGAGCCCGUGGCCCCAAAGGAACCUUCAAAUCAAAACCCAUCAACCACGGCACCAGAGAAUGUGUCCCUUGCUGAGAAACAGCAUGAACCCGGGGCCCCGAAGGAACCUUCCAGUCAAAAACCAGUAACCUCAGCACCAAAGAAAACCCGUCAAGGAAAGAAGACCCCGGAAAAAGGCACUGGUAAGAAAACACAGAGUGCCACGGGCUCCAAGAAAAAGCCUCAGAGCCCCCGAAAGGGUAAGAAUCACUUUAAAUGUAAGGAAUGUGGAAAAACCUUCAACCAGACCCUCCACCUGGUGGAGCAUGAGCGAAUCCACACGGGAGAGAAACCACAUAAGUGUGACGUGUGUGGGAAGUCCUUCAGACACAGCUGGUACUUUUUCACCCACCGCCGCAUCCACACGGGGGAGAGGCCCUACAAGUGUAAGGAGUGCGGCAAGGCCUUCAACAGCAGCUCCACCCUCAGCAGCCACUUCAGGAUCCACACCGGGGAGACGCCCUUCAAGUGCAAUGAGUGUGGGAAGACCUUCAAGCAGAGCACGAAGCUCACUCGCCACCGCAGGAUCCACACCGGGGAGAAGCCCUACAAGUGCGAGGAGUGUAAGAAGUGCUUUGGCCGCAGCUCGUCCCUGACCGAGCACAAGAGGAUCCACACGGGAGAGAAGCCCUACUGCUGCCGCGAGUGUGGGAAGACCUUCAGGGUCAACUCACACCUCGUGGAGCACCGCCGGCUCCACCAAGCGGAGAAGCCGCACAAGUGUGAAGAGUGUGGAAAGCACUUCCGGAACCGUGCUCACCUGACAGAGCACAAGCAGAUCCACGUGCCGGGAGCCCGCGAGGACUGUCCCGAGUGUGGGAAAGCCUUCCCCAGCAAGGCAGCCCUCCUCAAGCACCAGAAAAGCCACGGGGAGGACUCCUUGCACCGGUGCCAGGGCUGUGGAAAGGCCUUCCGGUGUAAGUCGAGCAUCAUACGGCACCAGCGGCUGCACGCGGGGCAGAAGCCGUUCGUGUGCACCGAGUGUGGGAAAGGCUUCACUGAUAGGACCACCCUGAAUAACCACCGCAGAAUCCACGCCGCAGACAGGCCGGACCCCUGCGCACAGUGUGGGAGGUCCUUCAGGCACCUGGCCACCUUGACGCUCCACCUGAAAAUGCAUGCUAGGAAGGGAAAGUAA